AUGCAAUGGGUACUCGGUGCGUGGAGCAAAUCGCGUGGGGUGCUUGCUAAGGAAGGCAAUGAGGAGUUGCAGGAGGUAGUAGCAAAGCUACGCAAGCUCGGUCAGCGCGCCACUUUGGAGGAGUUUAAGGAAUCGCCUCUAGUGGCUAAGCUGAAGUCAUCCCUGCAGUUUCACGGCCUGGGAAAUAUGAUUUACAGCAACGCUGGCGACAGCAAAGAGGAGGUGCAGAAGGCGUUGCAUGUUUGGAAGAUAGCUAUGGAAAAGGGAAGCGCGAAGGCAAAGUUUAGCUACGCUCUAUGUAUGAAAAAGGGUAUUGGUUUUCCAAACAAGGAUUUGGCGGGUGCUGUCAAGCACUUUAAGGAUUUAGCUGCAACCGGACACGGAUGGGGAACAUUUGCAUACGCAGAUGCCUUGAGCAACGGUGAUGGCAUACGCAAAAAUGAGGAAAAGGCCUUCGAGCUGUUUAAACAAUGUGCUGAAGCUGGAAUUCCACCAGCUUUCAUGAAUAUUAGCAAUAUGUACAGAUCUGGAACGGGAACCCUAAAGAACGAGCAAAAAGCUUUAAAGUGGCUGGUUAAGGCUGCUGAGGCUGGUGACCCAGCUGCUCAAUCUCGGCUGGGUGAGUGUUACUCGCUCGGCAAGGGUGGUGUACAAAAGAAUCAGGGUUUGGCUGUGCACUACUACAUGAAGGCGGCUAGUGCUGGUGUUGUCGCUGCACAAUUCAACCUAGGUUAUUUGUUUCUUACUGGCGACGGUGUGCCACAAGACACCUUACAAGCUGAGGCUCUCUUUUACAAGGCCGCCAGCAAGGGCUUUGUGAUGGCCAUGGUUAAUCUUGCUCAGAUGUAUCGCACUGGAUACGGCAAAGUGCCUAAGGACCUGAAUACGGCGCGCAAGUGGCUGGAAUUGGCUGCUCCACAUGAUCCUAAUGCUAAAGAGCUCUUGACGGCAAUAACUGAGUCGGAAAAUGCAUAG
Plasmopara halstedii is the source of this 975-nucleotide messenger RNA. RefSeq names its product Extracellular protein SEL-1 and related proteins. Lineage: Eukaryota; Oomycota; Peronosporomycetes; Peronosporales; Peronosporaceae. The transcript is spliced from 7 exons. The record is from RefSeq and is a predicted model, not a curated record. Bases 1 to 975 code for a protein of 324 amino acids. Gene Ontology annotation, molecular function: protein binding.